This is a messenger RNA of Quercus lobata, 3546 nucleotides long. Its product is annotated as glutamate receptor 3.2-like. The record is from RefSeq and is a predicted model, not a curated record. Gene Ontology annotation, molecular function: ligand-gated monoatomic ion channel activity. The transcript has 7 exons. Lineage: Eukaryota; Viridiplantae; Streptophyta; Magnoliopsida; Fagales; Fagaceae. Gene Ontology annotation, cellular component: membrane. Bases 465 to 3344 code for a protein of 959 amino acids.
UGUGCGCAUCAACAUCGCUGCUUCAUGACCGCUCCCUUCGUUUUCCAAAUUAUAAACCUAUCAAAGAAACAUGGUCCUUUACUGGUACUGGACUUCCAUCCCACACUUUUGCCUUAAAUAUUCUGUUGUCAUUGUCUCUUUUCUCCAAAAGGAUUCAACCAUGCCCUUGUUAGAGAGUGACUGACACAAGAAGUAGAGUAUAACUCAGAAGUCAUGACUCAGAUACACCCUCCACAAGGUGGAAACCCAACUCACCAAGUUGCUCUCUUUUUAUAUCCUGAAGUAUUCUCUCACACCAUAAUUAAAUAAUGGGAAAGUGGUUACUGCUGAGCCAAGUGGCUUUUGUUCACUCCUUAUGUGUUGCACUCAGGCUUUUCUUAUAGGUGAUUUGUCUUACAGCUCUUCCUUCCAAAUGUUCUCUCUUUAAGGACAGUCAGCAGUGAGGGUUAUCAAUUAGUAUCACCAUGAAUCUGGUUUGGCAUGUGUCAAUUCUUGCUCUCUAUAUUGGAAUAUUCUCUGAAGGGGCUUCAAGACCUGAUGUAGUUAAUGUUGGAGCUCUCUUCACAUUUAGCACGAUCAAUGGGAAGGUAUCACGGAUUGCAAUUAAGGCUGCUGAGGAUGACAUAAAUUCUGAUCCAAGCAUUCUUGGUGGAACUAAAUUGUCUAUACUUAUGCAUGAUUCCAACUUUAGUGGAUUUCUUGGCAUCAUUGGGGCAUUAAAGUACAUGGAGACUGACACAGUAGCUUUAAUUGGUCCACAAAAUUCUGUGAUGGCCCAUGUACUCUCACAUCUUGCAAAUGAACUCCAUGUCCCUUUAUUGUCAUUCACAGCACUGGAUCCCACCCUAUCACCUCUGCAAUACCCUUACUUUGUACAAACAGCACCCAAUGAUGAAUUCCAGAUGACUGCUAUUGCUGAUAUGAUUAGUUAUUUUCGUUGGGGAGAGAUUGUUGCAGUUUAUAGCGAUGAUGAUCAGAGCCGAAAUGGUAUUACUGCUUUAGGUGAUAAACUUGCAGAAAGACGCUGCAAAAUUACUUAUAAAGCAGCACUUCCCCCUGACCCUACAGCAACACAAAGUGACGUUAAAGAUCAACUAGUAAAGGUUCAAAUGAUGGAAGCUCGAGUAAUUGUUUUACAUACCUACUCCAAAACAGGUCUCCUGGUUUUCGAGGAGGCCCAGAAUCUUGGAAUGAUGGAUCGUGGGUAUGUUUGGAUAGCUUCCACUUGGCUAUCUACUGUUCUAGAUUCAGUCUCACCACUUCCUUCAAAAACUGCACACUCUAUCCAAGGAGUUUUGACACUUCGUCCACACACACCAAAUUCAACAAGGAAAAGUGCUUUUAUGUCACGGUGGCAAAAGCUGAGUAAUAAUUCUAUUGGGUUCAACCCUUACGGUCUAUAUGCCUAUGAUACUGUUUGGAUGAUUGCUCGUGCAGUAGAUUUGUUGCUUGAUCAGCAAGGAACAAUUUCAUUCUCCAAUGAUUCUUAUUUAAAUCAUGAGGGGAAAGGGACUCUGAAUCUUAGAGCAUUAAGCAUUUUUGAUGGGGGGAAGCAGCUGCUUGACAACAUAUUGCAGACCAAUAUGACAGGUUUGACAGGACCUAUUCAAUUUAGUCCUGACAGAUCUCCAUUCCAUCCUUCAUAUGAUAUCCUUAACGUGAUUGAAACUGGUCAUAGGCAGAUUGGAUACUGGUCUAAUUAUUCUGGACUAUCUGUUGUGACCCCGGAGACACUUUAUACAAGACCACCAAACCGUUCUAGUUCGAGUCAGCAAUUAGACGGUGUGGUAUGGCCUGGAGGAACUACAAAGAAGCCUCGUGGAUGGGUUUUUGCAAACAAUGGAAGGCAAUUGAGAAUUGGAGUUCCAAACCGAGUUAGUUAUCAGGACUUUGUCUCACGAUCACGAGUAAAUGGUACUGAUACAGUCCAAGGAUAUUGCAUAGAUGUCUUCCUUGCUGCCAUUAAGUUGCUUCCUUAUGCAGUUCCACAUAGGUUCAUUCUCUUUGGAGAUGGUCAUAAGAAUCCAAGCUACUCUGAGCUUGUAAAUAUGAUCACAACAAACGUUUUUGAUGCUGUUGUAGGUGACAUUGCAAUUGUCACAAACAGAACAAAGAUAGUGGAUUUUACUCAGCCAUAUAUAGAGUCAGGACUAGUUGUGGUGGCCCCAGUCAGGAAGUCAAAUUCAAGUGCCUGGGCAUUCUUAAGACCAUUUACUCCAUUCAUGUGGGCUGUCACAGCAGCUUUUUUCCUUAUUAUUGGAAUUGUUGUGUGGAUUCUUGAACAUAGAAUAAAUGAUGAAUUCCGAGGACCUCCUAGGAAACAAGUAGCCACAAUACUAUGGUUUAGCUUCUCUACUAUGUUUUUUGCGCACAGUAAGUAUUUCCAUUUUGACAGUCUACAAUAUAUUACUUUACUGGAUCUUAAUAGUACCUUACCCAAUAGUGCCAACUCUGGAUUCUUCAAAUUUCCAGGAGAAAAUACAGUGAGCACACUUGGUCGUGUUGUGAUUAUCAUCUGGCUCUUUGUGGUUCUCAUAAUCAACUCAAGCUAUACAGCAAGCCUGACAUCAAUACUCACAGUGCAACAGCUUUCCUCCCCCAUCACAGGAAUUGAUUCCCUGGUGACUAGCAAUGAACGGAUAGGAUUCCAAGUAGGAUCUUUUGCUGAAAACUAUUUGAUGGAGGAACUCAACAUCCCAAAAUCUAGACUAGUUGCUCUUGGCUCACCAGAAGAAUAUGCUGUUGCCCUUGAGAACAGAACUGUUGCUGCUGUGGUUGAUGAACAGCCAUAUAUAGAGCUCUUCCUGUCAGAUCACUGCAAGUUUAAAAUUAGAGGCUCAGAGUUCACCAAAAGCGGAUGGGGAUUUGCAUUUCCAAGAGACUCCCCUUUAGCCUUGGACCUGUCUACCGCCAUACUCACCCUAUCAGAGAAUGGUGAACUCCAGAGGAUCCAUGAUAAGUGGUUGUCAAGGAAAUCUUGUGGUUCCCAGGCAACAACUAAUGAAUCAGAUCAGCUUCAAUUAGAAAGCUUCUUGGGGCUAUUUCUCAUCUGUGGGGCAGCAUGUUUUCUUGCUCUUCUUAUAUACCUUUGCUUGAUGUUAUGCCAGUUCAGCCGGCAUGGAAUUCCUGAAGAAUCCGAUCCUUCUAGAGGUGCCGGCUCACAUUCAGCACGUGUGCGGACAUUCCUAUCAUUUGCUGAUGAAAAGGAAGAUGUGUACAAAAGCAAGUCAAAAAGAAAACGUGAGGAAAUGCUAUCAAAUAGUCGAGUGAAAGAAGAUGAAUCUAAGAGAACUCAAAUGGACAGUUCUCAGCAGAGGGAUGACUGCGAGAUUUCAGUUCACUAACAAUUUUAAUUUGUCCUAAUUAUAUCACUAAUUUUCAAGCAAGAUAUAGGUACAACGGGUUAUGAAAUUCAAAUAGUUUUGCAUGUAGAGACCAUUUUGUUUGUUAUAGUAUAUACUUCAGCUUGUAUUGUUUUAAGUGUUUGAUGGUCUACACAAAUGUAUUUGGUUCAAAUAUUAAUACUCUCUCCUUUGUAAGCAUCAA